Nelumbo nucifera (sacred lotus) is the source of this 1823-nucleotide messenger RNA. RefSeq names its product glycerol kinase-like. Gene Ontology annotation, molecular function: glycerol kinase activity. Lineage: Eukaryota; Viridiplantae; Streptophyta; Magnoliopsida; Proteales; Nelumbonaceae. Gene Ontology annotation, biological process: glycerol-3-phosphate biosynthetic process; triglyceride metabolic process; glycerol metabolic process. Gene Ontology annotation, cellular component: mitochondrion. The record is from RefSeq and is a predicted model, not a curated record.
UCGCUCUCACGUCAAUUGUGGUCUGCUCUGUGUUUUUUUCCUCUGUUCCUUGGUGUUACUGUUUCAUAGGCUUUUGAGGGGGGAGGAUGAGUGGAUCUAAUUCGGUAAAAAAUCCCAAAGAAAUGGAGAAAGAGGAGGUUUUUAUUGGGUCGGUUGAUCAGGGAACGAGCAGCACGAGAUUUAUAAUCUACGAUCAGUCAUGUAGGCCUGUCGCGUCUCAUCAGAUUGAGUUCACUCAGUUCUGCUGCGAAGAUGGUUGGGUAGAACACAAUCCGAUGGAGAUUCUGCAGAGUGUCCGUCUUUGCAUGGAGAAGGCCAUUGAUAAGGCGACAGUGGAUGGCCAUAAUGUGGAAAAAGGAUUGAAAGCGAUCGGCCUCACGAAUCAGAGAGAGACGACGGUUGUCUGGAGCAAGUCCUCUGGUUGCCCUCUUUAUAACGCCAUAGUCUGGUUGGACGUUCGGACCAGUUCAAUCUGCAGGAGAUUGGAAGAAGACUUACCAGGGGGAAGAACCCAUUUUGUAGAGACCUGUGGCUUGCCCAUCAGCACUUACUUCAGCGCAGUUAAACUCCUAUGGCUGUUGGAAAAUGUCACCGCUGUCAAGCACGCUGUGAAUACAGGGGAUGCUCUGUUUGGAACGAUCGACACAUGGUUGAUCUGGAAUCUGACAGGAGGUUGCGAUGGUGAAGACGGAAAACACAACAAGAUGACUGGGUUGCAUGUGACUGACGUCUCGAAUGCAUCUCGAACCAUGCUCAUGAACCUCAGAACUCUUGAUUGGGAUAAAGCCACACUGGAUACCUUGGGAAUACCCAUUACUAUCCUGCCCAAGAUCAUCAGUAAUUCUGAAAUCAUCGGAAAUAUAGCCAGUGGAUGGCCAAUUUCUGGUGUUCCAAUCGCCAGUAGCCUAGGAGACCAACAGGCAGCCAUGCUGGGGCAGGCGUGCCGGAGAGGAGAGGCCAAGAGCACCUACGGCAGUGGUGUAUUUAUACUACUGAACACUGGUGAGAGCAUCGUUAGGUCAUCUCAUGGGCUCCUCAGCACCAUUGCUUACAAGUUAGGCCCCUCUGCUCGAACGUAUUAUGCUUUGGAAGGCUCGAUAGCUACUGCUGGUGACGCAGUUCAGUGGCUGAGAGACGGCAUUGAACUGAUUGAGAGCACAGAGGAGGUUGAAGAGCUGGCAGGGAAGGUAGAUAAUUGUGGGGGGUGUUAUUUUGUGCCGGCAUUUAAUGGGUUGUUUGCACCGUGGUGGAGAGAAGAUGCUCGUGGGGUGUGCCUUGGGAUCACAAGGUUUACAAGCAAGGCACACAUUGCUCGAGCUGUGCUGGAGAGUGUGUGCUUCCAGGUAAACGAUGUGUUGGAUUCAAUGCACAAGGAUGUAGGAGAUGAGGGUGAGUUCAAGAAUGACAAGGGGGAGUUCUUGCUUAGAGUGGACGGUGGUGCAACAGUUAACAACCUCUUGAUGCAGAUUCAGGCUGACUUAUUGGGAAGCCCAGUGGUGAGACCAGCUGAUGUAGAGACAACUGCACUUGGGGCAGCUUAUGCUGCAGGAAUAGCUGUGGGGUUAUGGACAGAAGAUGUCAUUUUUGCAGAGAGAGCAGGAAAGCCCACAAUUUUCAGUCCCAAAUUAGACAAGGAACAAAGGAUGAAGAAACUGGAAUCUUGGUCCAAGGCUGUGUCAAGAGCUUUUGAUUUGGCCGGUCUUUCCCAUUAAACUCCUAGUACAGGGUCUUGUUUUUUUUUUAAUUAUAAUCGUUGCAUUUUAUUUGAAUUAUAUUGUUAUGUUGAACAAUAAGAAUUCUUUGUGCUAUGUAUAGAUUUUUGU